Molecule: messenger RNA, 1803 nt
Organism: Aspergillus alliaceus
Lineage: Eukaryota; Fungi; Ascomycota; Eurotiomycetes; Eurotiales; Aspergillaceae
Gene: gel6
Product: putative 1,3-beta-glucanosyltransferase
Exons: 3
Coding region: 234-1649 (471 amino acids)
Biological process (GO): fungal-type cell wall (1->3)-beta-D-glucan biosynthetic process
Cellular component (GO): fungal-type cell wall; cytoplasm
Molecular function (GO): 1,3-beta-glucanosyltransferase activity
Source: RefSeq, a predicted model, not a curated record
AGAAAAGUGCCUGAAUCUUGUCGGACGGUAUCAUUCCUAUGGUCCAGCUGUCAAGUGCGUUUAUAGUUGGUUGCGAUCGCUCCUUCCAAUUCAAAUCCAUAGACAUCAUUUCUGUCAAUUGCUUCGACGCACACCUACUGUCAUUCCAGGAACAUACAUAUCUGUGCGUCUCGGAAAUCAUCUGAGGGAAUACAAUACUGUUCGCACUGCACAGUGGUUUACUUUCAGUAGCCAUGUGGUCCUUUUCCACUCUCUCCAUCGUUGCUUGGCUGGGAGGCUUCCACGCCUUACAUGUAAAUGCCAUACAGACCAUAUCUGCCGUGGGCUCAAAGUUCUUCUACGAAGAUGGGACUCAGUACUUUCUAAAGGGCAUUGCCUAUCAACUCAUUCCCGAAGAUCCCUUGGUUGACACGGCACAAUGCAAGCGCGACGUUGCUCGCAUGGCCGAGCUGGGCACUAAUGCAAUCCGUGUUUACCACGUCGAUCCCAAAGCUAACCAUGAUGGCUGCAUGGAGGCACUGGCGGCUGCAGGGAUCUACCUUUUCGUGGAUCUAGACACAUUCGAUACGUCGAUCAGACAGGACAAACCAGAGUGGACUCACGCCCAGUUUGAUCGCUAUAAGGCCGUGUUGGAUGAAUUCCAAAAAUACAACAACACCGCCGGGGUGUUUGUCGGCAACGAGGUUAUCAAUACUAGGGAAGGCUCGGCCGCCGCUCCGCAUGUCCUGGCCGCAGCGUGUGAUAUCAAAUCAUACCGCAACGAAAAGGGCUAUCGGAACAUCCCGGUCGGUUAUUCGGCAGCCGAUAUUGCAGAACUGCGUCCUAUGCUGCAAAAUUACCUGGCUUGUCGCCCUGAUCCUGCGGACCGGCUGGAUUUCUUUUCACUCAAUGCCUAUGAAUGGUGUGGUCGCUCUUCCUACGAGACAUCCGGCUACAAGACUCUCCAGAGCCAUGUGAGCGAAUACCCUAUUCCAAUAUUCUUCUCAGAAACGGGCUGCAACGUGGCACGGCCACGGACCUUUGAAGACCAGGCUGCCAUUUUCGGCCCUGAGAUGUCAAACACUUGGUCUGGCUCGAUUGUGUACGAAUGGAUCCAGGAAGCCAACGACUACGGCCUCAUCAAUUACGGUCCGCUCCCAGGCGCGCCACCCGCCAAAAACCCCGUUCAAGAUGGCUUUACUCGCCAGGGAGAGCCUAUCCCCGUGGCUCCAGACUUCCAUAACCUGAAAGCGCAAUGGGUCUCGUUAAGGCCUACCGGAGUUGUCUUAUCGGACUAUGUAAAAUCCACUUCCACCAUCAAGCCCGCAUCCUGCCCCGCUUCGACGCCCGGUGGAUGGGCCGUAGAUCCUAAUCAACCUCUUCCUACCCUCGUCCAGAAUUUCCAUCGAGCUCCCCCAGAUGCGACAGCUUUUCGUUCAAAUUCUGGUUCCGGUUCUGGGCUUGACUCCGCCUCUAAGCCUGACUCCGGAUCAGACCCAAGCUACCGUUCAGCACGUGUGACCUCAGUUGCACCCACAGGCUAUCACGUCUAUAGUGCCGUCAAUGGUGUAUCUUCUACCUCCUCGGGAAUGAGCAACUUUGAUAGUCUUACCGGCGUGUCUCUUUUUCUAUGCAUGUGUUCGAUCAGUGCCUUGGCCCUGUGGCUUUGAUGACUACACUGGAUGGUCCUGGCUAGCGCUGCCCUCCUCUUCGUUCUCCUUCUUCUAUUCUUGUCGUUUCCGGCCUCAGGGGCAACCCAGUUGGUCCACGAAGUACGUCUGUUAAAUUAUCUUAGGCUCGGUAGUUCCUAAAAUAGCAUAAUAG